AUGUUUGAACAGCAAGUAUUCGAUAUUUGCUCAAAUCAUAUGACAAUUUCAGAUUAUAUUCGACAAUUUGAUCUUAAUAAUGCGAAAGAAAAAAAAUUAUACGAAGAGAUUAACACAUGGGAACAAGAAACAAUUGCUGAUGUAAGAAGAACUGCUGAAAAUAUUCGUUCAACUUUACGCUCAUUCAUCAGUAGUUUUCAUGCAAACUUCAACGAUGACACAAAGAUAUUAAUUGAAAAAUAUAAACUAGAACAACAACAAAAUGCUGAAGUUCAAGAUGUACAAUCUAAUUUAGAUAAGAUAACAAAUCGUUUAGAAAAAUUACAAAUAGAAUAUGAACAUUACAUAGCUGACAUUAAAUUAAUCAAACGCGAUCAUAAACGACUAUUAGAAAUUGAAGCCAAAUAUUACACUAAUCAUAAUUUAACCAUUCCCAUUUAUCAAUCAUCACAAGAAUGUGAAGAAUACGUUCCAAUAACAACAUUUGGUAAACGAAUCUCAACUCAACCGAAAAUUGAACUUAAUAUCGGCAGAUUUUGGGCAAUGGGAGGAUCAAAUGAAUAUGUUAUUCUUCAAGAAUAUGAAAAUAAUCUAUUGACAAUAUUUGAUCGUUUUGCAAAUAAACAAACUAUAACAUGGCACUAUGAUGUUGUCAUACGAGAUAUUCAAUGGUAUGAUAAUUUAAAAAAUUUUUUUAUAUUAAUAGAUAAAACAUUAAUUUUAUUUGAUCCCUAUACGAAACAGUAUGAUGAAGUCUCACAAGUUCAACCCUAUCAAAAUGGUAUAUUUCGACGAUGUACAUGUUGGAAUGAUCGAUUAUUUUUAAGUUAUUUUGAACAAGAAUCAUGUAUUGAAUACUGGGAAAUUUCAACAUGGCAAAUGAAACAACGGUGGUUUACUCCAAUUACAUGCAAAUCAAAUGAAAUAAUUGCAUGUCUUCGUCUAAAUUAUGAAAAUCACUUAGGACUAUCAAUACAAGAUGAAACAAUACCACGUAAUAGACGAUUUCGUUUUGAAAUUCGAGAUAUAACAAUGAAUAAUAUUUUACAUACAUUGCAAUUAAAUGUUGACUAUGGAAUAUUUUCAAGAAUGAUUCCAUUGCACGAUAAUAAUUGGGUUGUAUUGAAUAUAGAUGAAACCUGUGUGUUUAUUAUUGAUGACAAAUGUGAACUAAAAGAUAGAAUUGAUUAUCAAGGUGGAACAUUAGUUAAUGUCGCCUUGAUUAGUUCAAAUACGGCAGUUAUAAGAACCACUGAAAAACUUUAUUUCUAUGAUAUCUAA
This is a messenger RNA of Didymodactylos carnosus, 1281 nucleotides long. The record is from the annotation of a GenBank genome assembly. Lineage: Eukaryota; Metazoa; Rotifera; Eurotatoria; Philodinida; Philodinidae.